AUGGCUUCAGAACUCAGGGCUUUGUGUCUGAGCAGAAAUACGACAAUAGAGAUGGUAAAGGACCGGGGCUACACCACAACACAGGAAGUGCAGCCACUCGAGUCGUUUCGUGAGAAGUAUCCGUUUGCCCUUACAAAAAGGUCAUCGUUGAACUUUGUCUGUGUGGAUGUGGACAGGCCUGUGGCCAUACAUUUUGGGGAUGACGAGAAGAUGGGUAAGAAGAGCUUUGAAGGGCUUCUGUCCCAGUAUGAAAAGGACAACAUAUUCCAUCUGAUCCUGAUUCUUCCACAGAUGCCCAGCCCUGCUGUGAUGUCGAUGAUAGCCUUGAAUGCAAAAUUCAAUGUCGAGAUCUUCCUGGUAGAAGAGAUGAUGUUCAACAAGACAAAGCAUUCGUGGGUUCCUCCACAUAGAAUCCUGUCUCGGGAGGAGAGAGAGAACGUCUUCAAGUCACUGAAGCUUGGACCCGGGGAUCUUCCCAGGAUCCUGAGGAGCGACGUAAUUGCUCGGUAUUAUGGAGCGAGGCAGGGAGACGUUGUCGAAAUAGUUAGAAGGUCGAGGACGGCUGGAGAGUCUAUCUAUUACAGGAUUGUUGUGGAAAGGUAG
Molecule: messenger RNA, 603 nt
Organism: Encephalitozoon hellem ATCC 50504
Lineage: Eukaryota; Fungi; Microsporidia; Unikaryonidae
Product: DNA-directed RNA polymerase subunit Rpb5
Exons: 1
Coding region: 1-603 (200 amino acids)
Biological process (GO): DNA-templated transcription
Cellular component (GO): RNA polymerase III complex; RNA polymerase II, core complex; RNA polymerase I complex
Molecular function (GO): DNA-directed RNA polymerase activity; DNA binding
Source: RefSeq, a predicted model, not a curated record